Messenger RNA from Oncorhynchus tshawytscha (Chinook salmon), 1957 nucleotides. Its product is annotated as ribonuclease P protein subunit p38. Gene Ontology annotation, biological process: tRNA 5'-leader removal. Gene Ontology annotation, molecular function: ribonuclease P RNA binding; ribonuclease P activity. The transcript has 2 exons. The record is from RefSeq and is a predicted model, not a curated record. The coding region runs from base 156 to 1025 and encodes 289 amino acids. Gene Ontology annotation, cellular component: nucleolar ribonuclease P complex; fibrillar center; ribonuclease MRP complex. Lineage: Eukaryota; Metazoa; Chordata; Actinopteri; Salmoniformes; Salmonidae.
AUAUGGCUGCGCCCAUGGACACAGCACAUUAGUGUUUGCGCACUGACCUACAACUGCUUUUUUAAAUUGUUAUAAUUGAGGUAAAAACCCGACGACUGUGGGUAUAUAAGUAACUAUGGCAGUUUGUCAGCUCGAUAUGUUUAAUUUAGAUAAAGAUGGCCACUCCAGGCAAAGUGUCGAAAAAGGAGCGGAAGAAGCAGAUCCCAGCUAAGACGUCCCUGAACUCCCCCUACAGACUGCAAUGGAGCCCGCUGCAGAGUGAUGACGUACACUUCAUCCUGGACACUCUGAAGAGCAAACUGUCAGCAACUGGCCUGGAAAAGAAAGAGGUGAAAGGGUUUCGACAGUGGGGGAAAAAGAGAAAUAAGAACCCACCUACAGGACAUGACUCGGUAGCUGAGCCCCCACAGAUAACCCUCGACACUGUAACACCGGAAUGUCCUGUUAAACCCAGAGAGCAAGGCUGGACUGACGUAGCCGCUAGGAGGCAGCUGGCCAUCGGCAUCAAUGAGGUCACCAAGGCUCUGGAGAGGAACCAGCUCCGGCUGGUGCUCGUGUGCAAGUCGGUCAAACUGCCGCACAUGACGAGCCACCUGAUAGCGCUGUGCCGGACGCGGGGCGUGGUGGCAUGCCAGGUGCCGCGUCUCAGUGAGAGUGUGGCGGGACUGCUGGGGCUGAAGUGCGUCCUGGCACUGGGAUUCAGACAAGGGGACAGGAACGAGGAUGGGAUGUUCUCCGACACUGUGGAAGCCAUUGUACCCAGAGUGCCUGCUCUGCAGGUUGCCUGGAUACCAAGCCCUCCCAGUGAAACAGGUACAACAUUUGAGGGGCAGGUAGGAGAGGGAACAGCUGCAGGGCAAAUGGAGGUGGAAAAGGGAGAGGAGACAAGAGGCCAAAAACUGAAAAUUGAAGACUUUUUUCCAGACAUUACAGAAUGUCCAUCCUGCGUACUUCAGCCUCUUAAAGUGAAAAAGAUUAUCCCGAACCCCUAUAAAAUACGGAAACCAAAGACUAAGAAAAAGUAGAAGCAAUUUAUGUACAAAGGAUGACAUGAAACGGUAGUGUAGGCAGCCCUGGAUGCUGAUUGGAGGUGAUCUCGACUACCAAUCUGGAGGAAACACUCCCAAAAUCCCAUGGCGGACUUAAAUGAAAUAUUAGACAGCACACUCAGAUGUAUCUUUUAAAGUCUAGAUGAGUUUAUUCCAUCAUGCUGGUAUAGCUUGAGUGAGUAUUUGAAUGAGGUCCUGUCUAAACACUGCUGGUUCUAAUUCCUCAUUUCUUUUACAGCCUGCCAAGGAGUUCAAUAAAAUACUGUUUUUCAUUUAGAGAAAGGUGUGUCCUUUCAAAACUACACAUUGAUAUACAUUUUAAAACAUGUUAAAUAAGGCAAGGACUUUGGGUGCUCUCACUUGGGGUAUCUGCAUUGUAUCAAAAACUGUCUCGUGCUCAAAUUCAAACAAGUUGAAGUACACAUCCACAACAGAUCCAACACUCAAGGUGCCCCUGGGACUAAUAAACACAUGGCUGACUCAGAUUCACGGUUUUGGCCAUCAGUUCUAUUUCAGCCAUCUUUAUUUGGAUGCCCAGUGUUCUGUGCCAUUGACAUCGGUCAUCUUCCCUUGCAUGCAUCAACCAAUGGUUGCGUGCCACAUCAUCGGUUGUGCCGUCGGGCACCAGAUAGCUAUAACGUGGUUAGCUGAUACUCAAAAUACCUAUCCAGGCAUUGUAAGAUCUGGCAUGUACCAGCAACGUCUGAGCCGAGGAACCUGACCAUUACCUAGGUUUGGGCACAGCCCCAGAUGCAGACCACGUUCAGAGCCACACCUCAGAAACACUAAAAGCAAGUAACUCCCCACGAGGGCAGCAUAAGAAUGAGAACUACACACUUGCUCUUUCCAUGACAAACUGACUUGGUGAAAGCUAUGAUCCCUUAUUGAUGUAACUUGUAAAUCAGCUU